Messenger RNA from Spodoptera litura, 2699 nucleotides. The record is from RefSeq and is a predicted model, not a curated record. Lineage: Eukaryota; Metazoa; Arthropoda; Insecta; Lepidoptera; Noctuidae.
GAAUAACAGACAUUUUGUGUAUUAUUGAUCGUUUCCCGGUACUUUCUUGACAGAGUAGUAUAAUAAAAUUGCAGUUUAAAUGUAUUUACAGGAAAAAAUAGAUGCCAUCUUUUUAUUAGGUCCUUAUUUGUUUCAAUGUUAACCCCUAAAUUGACAGAGUGUAGCCGGCUGGACACCAAUAAAAAGUAAAUUUGUAAGCGAGUAUACUGAUUAUACCAACAAUUUUUUUAUUCUGAUAACUCCACAAUAUCGUAAGCAUUUGGUAGAAAAAUAAAUUAGAUACCUGGCAACAUCUAAAUAUGUCAAAAAUCAAAACGAUGUCGAAGCAACGGUCGGUUAAUGCAACACAGGUAAGUUUUUCAAUGUUUUUUCAUAUAUAGAAAGGUUUACAUGGGUUCGCUAUGCAUUAUAUAUAAUUUCAAAGUGACGGUUUAUUAUAUGGUAUCAAAUAAUAACUCAGUACUGCAUCAAUAACGUUGUAAAUUGCACUUAAAACUAGUUGUCCAGUAUACUUCACACUGCCAAUUGCUCACAAUGCUAUCACUGUUUUUGUUUGGGAAGUGGGUUGGACAAUGCCAACUAAUUAGUAUUUUGGUUUGGUGAUGGUUGCAUGUAUCAAAUGAGCUUUUUCCUUUUGUUUUAGCGAUUGAUACGCUCCCGCACGCAUAGACUAGUUGCUUUGAUACCGCCUGAACAUGCAUGCUCCGAUUCCAGUGACGCUUCGUCUACCGAAGAAAUUGAACUUACAAAUAAAACUUUGAAUAACCAUGAUUCUUCCGAUGAUAGCAGCUUAAUCUCAGUCGAUUCCGCCUUAGAAGCUUUGAAUAUUUUAGAAUCUUCCGAAGAUGAAAAUACAGAUAACAAUUCAAUUCCACUCACACCAAUUUUACAAAAUGUUUUUCCAUCACAAAAUGAACCAAAUUACGAUGCCAUCCCUUCUAUAAGUUCUUUACCAUCACUUGGUUCAGUGCAAAUUGGCCAACCAUCCAUUGAUACAUGUUCCACUAGAAAACGUAAAAAAGCGCAGAAAAAGAAAGUGAUUUCAAAAAAAGUCAAAUCGACUAAGAAAUUUGUUUUGAGUUAUAAGUGGAAGAAGGAUUUAUUUUUUCAUCGGGCUGAGAUUGAUGAAAUUACGCCGCUGAUGCCGAGUGAAGACGAACAACAACCUCUUUCGUUCUUUUAUCGUUUUUUUUCACCAAAUAUAAUAAAAGACAUAGUAGAUCAAUCGAAUCUGUACUCUGUUCAGGUAAAAGGAAGAUCCAUACAACUAACUCAUGAAGAGUUUCUAACUUUUAUUGCAAUACAAAUUUUGAUGGGUGUGGUACAAAUGCCUAGCUACACUGAUUAUUGGAGCCGCAGACUUAGAUUUACAAAUAUCGCCGAUCUCAUGCCACUAAAGCGAUAUCAAACAAUUAGACGUUACAUACAUUUUAUCGAUAAUAAUUUGGACGACGGUGAUAGAUACUUCAAAGUUCGGCCAGUAGUGGAAAAAAUUAGGCAAAACUGCCUGAAGAUACACGAGGAACAAAAUUUCAGUAUAGAUGAGAUGAUGAUUCCCUAUAAAGGGACCAAGGCGGGAAAUAGAAGACAAUAUAUUCAAAAUAAACCAAAUAAGUGGGGGUUUAAAAACUUCGUUCGCGCGGGAGCUUCAGGCUUAAUCUAUGACUUUAUUUUAUAUGGAGGGGAGGACACAUUUAGAAAUUAUACUUUCACACAGGAUGAGAUUUCUAUAGGUUUAGGAGGGCUAGUUGUUAUAUGCAUCAAUAAUGCAUGGCUUUUGUAUCGGCAAAAUAAAAAUAAGGAAAAAUCGUUGAAAGAGUUCAGGAUAGAUAUAUAUGAAAGUCUUCUGAAAAAAGGAAAACCAGUUAAGGAACGGAGUGAUUUUACAGAAGAUAUAAAAGAAGAAAGAAAAAUUAAGAAACCUGUAGUAGCGAGACCAAUUGAAGAAAUUCGCUAUGAUCAAGUAGGCCAUUUUCCCGAUUCAUGUAGUUAUGGGAGAUGCCGCUACUGUAAGGAUGGUAAAACAAAUGUUAUAUGUAUUAAAUGUAACCAAAGACUAUGUUUUGUCGCCGGAAAAAGAAAUUGUUUUUUAAAUUUUCAUAAAAAAUAAACAUAUUAAUUAAUACUUAAAAUCAAUUUUUCAUUUAUUUUUCCAUUAUUAUAAUUAUUUAUCUUACAUACAUUUCAGUCUGUUCAUUGCUAAGUAUUUGGUAGUGUCCAGUAUACUUCACAUAUCGUUUUCAGAAACCUGAAAGGUUCAGAAUUUUAUUUCUAUUUUUUACUAUGUCCAAGAAGUGCUAGAAAUCGAAUCACGUUGUUAAAACUUCAAUUUUAUUGUUUUGAUUGUUCUGCCAAUUAAAGGGUUAUAUUAUUAAAUACCUUGUUCAAUGUUACUAGAUACAGAACUUACAUUUAUGGAACUGGAGUUUAAUUAUUAGGUAUAUAUGUAUUUUUCAUUCCUAUUUUUCUAAUGAUCGGUAGUAAUUUUUUUACGAAAUAAAUAAAUAACAAUGUCAGUCAACAAUAGUAUUACAUCAUUAGACUAUUCCGAUUGUUUGAGUCGGAAUAAAACGGUGUAAUAAAGAUUUGUAACUAAAAUAGAGACGACUGGCUGCCACAUUAGGAUCUUAUCUUAUACUAUUAUAUAAAGCGGAAGAGUUUGUUUUUUGUUUGUUUGUUUGAACGCGCUAAUCUCCGUA